UAUGAUCGACCAAUAAAUACUUGUAUCCUUAACCUUUCAAUUUCUAGCUAGAACCUAAAUCCUCGGUCGUGAGCACAAACUGGUACGAUGGACUCUGCACUUCGUCUCCAUCGUAGUGCUCUACGCAUUCCUUCCACCACUAGCCGUGCAGCCGGAUUAGCAAGGCCUUAUUCCAGUUUCAGACCUUCUUCUCUUUCACUUUUUUCAAAGGCUUCCACAUACCGCACCCUAUCGCGAGACACCUUCAGUUGUCCUGUGAUAUGUGCACUAAACAAACCCUCGCCACCUUCGCCAAACUACUACAAAGACAAUGGUAAAAAAAUUGUGAUAGUGGUGGGGGGUGCUUCUGUAGUUUUGGCUUGUGUCCUUGGAGUCAUCAACAACAACUUCAAUUUCAGUCCCACAGCCAUGGCAGGCUCCCGGGAUUCGUCCAAACAAGAAAGUGCAGUGGGACCAGUCGUGAAUAGGCCGAGUGACGUGUUGGAUUCAUUGUUGAAGGUGAACAGACAUAUAGCCACAUCCAAGAGUACAUGGAGAAUCCGGACACCGCAGCUGUAUGUUCCCCCGGAACCUAAAGAUUAUAAUCCUGACAAUCUUAAGAUUACAGUAGCGGAGUUAAUCAAGUCCGGGAAGUGCGAUGUGGCAGAGACGCAACUUAGAAGUUUAUGCAGAACGGGGGGUGAAGUUGGAAACGAUGUGGAGAUGAAUUUGGUACUAGUUCUCAUUUUCCAGGGAAAAUACGAAGAGGCUUUGGAACGUGGUUGUCUCAGUGGUGGUCCCAUGGUUGAGUCGGAUGGUCGAGUUCAUUUUUACAAGGCUAUUAUAUACACCAUGCUGGGUCGGGAUGAUGAAGCCAAGACAUCCUGGAAUAGAUUUUUGGAAUCCUAUUCCAAUCCACUAUCGCAGCUAGACUACUCUGAGGUUGUGACCCCAAAGUCUCGAAGACCCCCACGCUGAUACCUUUUAUUUAUCGGGUGAUUGGUACACUCAAAGUGCAGGUUGUGCAUCCAAAGUCUCCAAGAAACCUACCUGAUACCUUUUAUUUAUUGUGUGAUUGGUACACAAAGUGUAAUGUUUUCCCCUACAUCUAGCCCCAACUUGCAUUAGUUUCUAUUCCCUAUAAAAUUGAUCGCAUGCAGUUUCUUUCCUCUGAAUAAUUGAUGAAUAUUGUUAAAAA
Molecule: messenger RNA, 1177 nt
Organism: Rosa chinensis
Lineage: Eukaryota; Viridiplantae; Streptophyta; Magnoliopsida; Rosales; Rosaceae
Exons: 4
Coding region: 88-957 (289 amino acids)
Molecular function (GO): protein binding
Source: RefSeq, a predicted model, not a curated record